Messenger RNA from Alnus glutinosa, 2730 nucleotides. RefSeq names its product DNA (cytosine-5)-methyltransferase CMT3. The record is from RefSeq and is a predicted model, not a curated record. Gene Ontology annotation, cellular component: nucleus. The transcript has 21 exons. Lineage: Eukaryota; Viridiplantae; Streptophyta; Magnoliopsida; Fagales; Betulaceae. Gene Ontology annotation, molecular function: chromatin binding; methyltransferase activity. The coding region runs from base 106 to 2565 and encodes 819 amino acids.
CCCUAACGCCGCUGUCUUCUUCAUUUUAAACACCGCUUUAUCUCCCUCCAAAAAUCACUCUGUCUCUGUCUCUCACUCCCUCUUCGCUACUCGAUCUAAUCGCCAAUGGCGAAGCGCAAGUCGCGGAGCUCCAAGGAGGCCUCGCCGGAGGCCUCUUCUCCGAAGAAGAGUAAGGUUGUGGUGGCGGAAGACGGCAACGUUGGCGAGGCAAAAUUUGUGGGAGAGCCUGUGCCGGGGAAUGAGGCGAAGACGCGUUGGCCUAAGCGGUACCAGGAGAAGAAGAAGCGUGUAGCUGGGGCAAAAAGUUCGAAUGAUUGUAAGGAUGAUUCUGAGGAGGUUAUUCAAGCUCUACGCCACUACACUCAAGCAGAGGUUGAUGGAGGGAUCGUUUAUGUUGUUGGUGACGAUGCUCAUGUCAAGGCUGGCGAAGGAGAACCCAAUUAUAUUUGUAAGAUCGUGGAAAUGUUUGAGGCUAUUGAUGGUGCUCUUUAUUUUACAGCGCAAUGGUAUUAUAGAGCUAGAGAUACUGUUAUUAAAGAUCAUUAUAAUCUAAUCGAUGACAAACGUGUAUUCUUUUCAAAAAUACGAGAUGAUAAUCCGUUAGAUUGUUUAGUUAAAAAACUAAAUAUUGUUAGACUUCCUUUAAAUAUUGAUUUGGAUUCAAAGAGAAAGUCCAUUCAAGAUUGCGACUAUUACUGUGAUAUGCUCUAUUUACUUCCAUACUCCACGUUCGUUAGCAUUCCAUCAGAUGAUCGGCAAACCAGUAGUGAGACAUCAACGAUUUCUAGUGAACUUGAAGAAGUUUCCCAAGCUAAAGAGCAUCACAAGACGGAGGUGACAUUACUAGACCUUUACUCAGGUUGUGGUGCUAUGUCAACUGGAUUGUGUCUUGGAGCAAAUUUGUCCGGUUUAAAUCUUGUUACGAAAUGGGCAGUUGACUUGAAUGAGCAUGCUUGUAAGAGUCUCAAACAAAACCAUCCGGAGACGGAGGUUAGAAAUGAAUCUGCAGAAGAUUUUUUGUUGCUGUUGAUGGAAUGGGAAAAAUUAUGUGUUUAUUUUUCCUUGGGUGGAAGUGUUGACUUUCCACAAGAGUAUUCGAAUCUCUUUGCAAAUGAAGAUGAUGAUGUCAGUGAUGAUGAUGAUGAUGAUGAUGAGGAAGAAGUUGGUGGUGAAGUGUUUGAAGUUGAUAAAGUAUUGGCAAUAUGUUAUGGUGACCCCAAAGAGACAAAAAAACGUGAAUUAUAUCUUAAGGUUAGUUGGAAAGGUUAUGGUUCUGAUGAAGACUCUUGGGAGCCAAUUCAGGGAUUGGGUAAUUGUAGGGAAACUAUAAAAGAUUUUGUUACUCGUGGUUAUAACUCAAAGAUCUUACCUUUACCCGGUGAUGUUGAUGUGGUAUGUGGUGGACCUCCUUGUCAAGGAAUAAGUGGGUUUAAUCGCUUUAGAAAUAAGGAUAAUCCAUUGGAAGACGAGAAAAAUAAACAACUUGAGGUUUAUAUGAAUUUAGUACAACAUCUGAAGCCGAAGUUUGUUUUAAUGGAAAAUGUAGUCGACAUUGUAAAGUUUGCCAAUGGCUUUCUUGGACGAUAUGCACUGGGUCGUCUAAUAGCGAUGAACUAUCAAGUUCGAAUGGGGAUGAUGGCAGCGGGUGCAUACGGGCUUCCUCAAUUUCGUAUGCGCGUUUUCGUAUGGGGGGCUUGUCCUACUGAGAAAUUGCCUCAGUACGCAUUGCCGACUCAUGAUGUUGUCGUGAGGGGAGUUAUUCCUCUAGAGUUUGAGAUGAACACGGUUGCUCAUGAUGAAGGACACAACCUUAAUUUGGAAGAGAAGCUUCUUCUUAAGGAUGCAAUUUCAGACCUUCCUUCUGUUGGUAACUACGAACAACAUGAUGAAAUGCCAUAUGAUAAAGCUCCCUUGACAGAGUUUCAAAGGUUUAUUAGAUUGGGCAAAGAUGAAUUGUUGGGUGUUUCUCAAAACCCUAAACCAUCUGAACAUCUCCUCUAUGAUCAUUGUCCACUGAAAUUGAACGAUGACGAUUAUCAACGUGUUUCUAGGAUCCCUAAGAGAAAGGGAGCAAAUUUUAGAGAUUUACCUGGUGUUCGUGUUCGGCCUGAUAAAAAAGUCGAAUGGGAUCCUGACGUAGAGAGGGUUUACUUGGAGUCAGGGAAACCUUUGGUACCUGAUUAUGCAAUGAGUUUUGUCAAUGGAAGUUCAUCAAAACCUUUUGGGCGUUUAUGGUGGGACGAGACUGUACCCACAGUUGUUACUAGAGCAGAGCCCCAUAACCAGGUAAUUUUACACCCAGAACAAGAUAGGGUGCUAACGAUACGUGAAAAUGCCAGGCUUCAGGGCUUUCCUGAUUAUUACAAGCUUUGUGGGCCUGUUAAAGAGAGAUAUAUUCAAGUUGGGAAUGCUGUUGCUGUACCAGUUGCUCGAGCGUUGGGCUAUGGAUUAGGCUUAGCAUGUCAAGCCUCCAUUACUCUUGAAGAACCUUUAUUUAGGUUGCCUCCAAAAUUCCCAAAUAUUUUGGAACGGUAUUCUUCUGCGGCAUCUGAAGAUGAUGCUUGAUUUUUUUUUUUUUUUUUUUUAAUUUUAAGGCAUCCAUUGUAUUUGAGCAUUAUUUAGGUGAUUGUAAUUUAUAUUUUUGUCACUCUGAUAUCUAACAUUGUUGUAUAAACUUAAUGCAAGCACAAUCGCGUAUUCAAUGCAAGUACUUGAUAGUUGAUAGUGUUA